UAACACAGGAGAAAUAGAAUAAACACAGAACUAAUUAUAAAGUGUGUUAAGUGCAAUGAAGGGAAAUGUCACAGUGCUGUAAGACAGCUAGAGACUGGAGAAAGGACACGAGCUCCCACGGUUUUAAGUCUAAUUAACCUUGAGAUGCAUGUGUAGAAACUUGUGUUCAGGGAAACAGAAUAUUUGUAUUUAGAAAAAGUUUAGAAGGAGAUAGUGAUGCAUUCCUGUUUUGACUUGACACCUGCGUCAUGCAGCUCCAUCAUCUCAAAGCUAUGUAUGUGAUUGUUUGUAAUAGAAGGUACGUAUAUGUGUGUAUGUGACAGAGACAGAGAGGGAGAAAGAGAACAGCACAAAGAAAGAUUCCUUUAGACAAGCAUUCUAAGGAGCCAGCGGGCUCACAGCAGCUAAUCUCCUUCAUGCUUGCCUGACCCCGCCCCCUUCCCUCUCAUCAUAACUUGUGAUCUUAGAGGCAUGAAAGAAUUUGAGCCCCUCCCCCAGCUCGACCAUUUCUGUGGGCCUCUCCGCCGGGCUCCAUGUCAAACCCAGCCUGGGCCAGAAGCCAGAGGGCCACACAGAAGGUGCUGGACUUGCAGGCAGGUUCCUCACCCUGUGGCCAUGGGUGGCAACAUGGGACAGCUUGGCAUUCAGACCUGUGAGUCCCGGGCCAAGGAUAAACCCUUUGACCCCGUGGAGCCACCCAAGAGACCCACAGGCAACCUCAUCAUGCAUAGCAUGGCCAUGCUGGGCCGGGAGUUCUGCUACGCGGUGGAGGCGGCCUAUGUGACCCCAGUCCUGCUCAGCGUGGGGCUGCCCAAGAGUUUGUACAGUAUGGUGUGGCUGCUCAGCCCCGUCCUAGGCUUCCUGCUGCAGCCCGUGGUGGGAUUAGCCAGCGACCACUGCCAGGCCAGCUGGGGCCGUCGGAGACCUUACAUCCUCACCCUGGGUGUCAUGAUGCUCUUGGGCAUGGCUCUGUACCUCAACGGGGACGCCGUGGUGACAGCUUUGAUUGCUGAUCCAAGAAGGAAGCGGAUUUGGGCCAUAACCAUCACCAUGAUAGGUGUAGUUGUCUUUGAUUUUGCUGCUGACUUCAUUGAUGGGCCCAUUAAAGCCUACUUAUUUGAUGUCUGCUCCCAGGAGGAUAAGGAGAGGGGCCUCCACUACCAUGCCCUCUUCACAGGUUUUGGAGGUGCCCUGGGUUACCUUUUGGGUGGCAUCGACUGGGCUCAUCUGGAGACAGGAAGAGCACUGGGCACAGAAUUCCAGGUCAUGUUCUUCUUCUCCGCCUUGGUGCUCACUCUGUGUUUUAUUAUUCAUCUCUGCAGUAUCCCUGAAGCCCCACUUAGAGAUGUUACAAGGGACAUAUCCCCACAGCAAGCCCCCCAGGACUUUGCAUUGUCAUCAGACAAAAUGUACCAGUAUGGGUCUAUUGAGAAAGUAAAAAAUGGUUCUGUAAACCCAGAACUGGCAUUGCAGGGAGACAAAACCAAAAAUUCUGCUGGACAGUCUAGGAAAGCGAUGACCAUGAAGUCACUGCUGAGGGCGCUGGUGAACAUGCCUCCCCAGUACCACUGCCUUUGCAUCAGCCACUUCAUUGGAUGGACUGCCUUCCUAUCUAACAUGCUCUUCUUCACAGAUUUCAUGGGCCAGAUUGUGUACCACGGGGAUCCCUACAGUGCACACAACUCCACAGAGUUUCUCAUCUACGAAAGAGGGGUCGAGGUUGGAUGUUGGGGCUUGUGCAUCAAUGCCGUGUUUUCCUCACUUUAUUCUUACCUUCAGAGACCUUUGGGAUCCUACGUAGGGUUAAAAGGUCUUUACUUCCUGGGGUAUUUUCUAUUUGGCCUGGGGACAGGAUUGAUUGGACUUUUCCCGAACGUCUACUCCACCCUGACUAUGUGUACCUUGUUUGGUGUGAUGUCCAGCACUCUGUACACUGUGCCCUUCAGCCUCAUUGCCAAGUACCACCGUGAGGAGCAGGAUGAGAAGAGACAGCAGGCCCCAGGAUGGAGCCUGGACAGCGAUGGGAGAGGGCAGGGCCUGGAUUGCGCUGUCCUCACCUGCAUGGUGCAGCUGGCUCAGAUCCUAGUCGGAGGUGGCCUGGGCUUCCUGGUCAACAAGGCUGGGAGCGUCAUCGUGGUAAUCACGGCCUCUGCAGUGUCGCUGAUCGGCUGCUGUUUUGUGGCUCUCUUUGUUAAAUACGUGGACUAGGUCAAUAAACAUUGUCCCUACCCUCAGA
Molecule: messenger RNA, 2236 nt
Organism: Lutra lutra (Eurasian river otter)
Lineage: Eukaryota; Metazoa; Chordata; Mammalia; Carnivora; Mustelidae
Gene: SLC45A2
Product: solute carrier family 45 member 2
Exons: 7
Coding region: 472-2208 (578 amino acids)
Biological process (GO): transmembrane transport
Cellular component (GO): membrane
Molecular function (GO): sucrose:proton symporter activity
Source: RefSeq, a predicted model, not a curated record